AUGUCUAACCACUUACCAGCCGGAGCAGGCAGCGGCGGCGGCGGCGGACGCGCAGGGGAUUCCGGGCUUCGAUACCCAUCGAACGGCAAGACGAUUUACCACCGGCCGCUCAACCGCACUAAGACGGCGGAGCUGAGCAAAGCGGCCUUUGCGUAUUUGUUUGCCGAGAUGGUGUCGUAUGCGCAGAGAAGGGUGACGGGAAUUCAGGAGUUGGAGAAACGCCUCAACCUCCAAGGCCACCCCAUCGGCCUCAAACUCCUCGACCUCCUCCUCUUUCGCGAACCUCCUCGCACGCAACUCCGUCCACUGAACAUCAUCGCCCUCCUACACUUUAUCAAGAUCAACGUCUGGACGCACCUCUUCGGGCGACAAGCCGACCGCCUCGAGAAAUCCUCCAACCCCGACACGCCCGACGAGUUCAUGAUUAUCGAUAACGAGCCGCUGGUGAAUGCGUAUAUCAGUGUGCCCAAGGAGAUGAGCCAGUUGAAUUGCGCGGCGUUUGCGGCGGGGAUAAUAGAGGGGGUUUGUGAUGGUGCGGGGUUUCCGGCGAGGGUGACGGCGCAUACGGUUGGGGAUACCGGGGAGGGAGGGGAGAUGUGGCCUGGUAGGACGGUGUUCUUGGUCAAGUUCCAGCCGGAGGUGUUGGAGCGGGAGGCGUUGAUUGGGGCUAAGAGUUGA
Messenger RNA from Neurospora tetrasperma FGSC 2508, 678 nucleotides. RefSeq lists its product as uncharacterized. The transcript has 3 exons. Gene Ontology annotation, cellular component: TRAPPII protein complex; TRAPPIII protein complex; TRAPPI protein complex. The coding region runs from base 1 to 678 and encodes 225 amino acids. Lineage: Eukaryota; Fungi; Ascomycota; Sordariomycetes; Sordariales; Sordariaceae. Gene Ontology annotation, biological process: endoplasmic reticulum to Golgi vesicle-mediated transport. The record is from RefSeq and is a predicted model, not a curated record.